AUGACCACCACAACAGCCGAGAUGGAUCUGGAUGCACAGGAGGCUCUCUUCUUCGGCCAACUGGGCCCGCUCAGGCAAUCCCCGCCCUCCACCUCAGGGGCCCUGGGGAAUCCUCCCUCCAACCAAGGGGGAGCCAAACCGCAGCGCACGGACGCAGACCCCAAAGGUCAGGGGAAGAGUCACAAGGGCAAGGGCCGAGGCAAGGGCAAGGGAAAAGGAGGGCCGCAGCUAGGACCCAAGACGGAGCGAGGAAUGUACCCGGCAGCGGCGAUGUGGGCAUACAGCAGUGGUUCAAGAAGCGGACUGGCGACUCCCUGGGGGAGGGAGGAUGCGAUGUCCGAGUACAAGGACUCCGAGACCCAAUCGGAGUGGAUCGAGACCAAGGUCCACAAGCUUACCCAGCUUGUCCUGAGGCAAGAACAAACCCUCGCCUCCCUCCGACAGGACAUGGUUAUGCAUUUGUUCAUGAAGAAUGGGGAGUCUGGGAUGGUACCGGUACUGUGCGAGACCGUGACGUUGGAAGCAGCGAGCAAGAAGGAGGAAGCCAUGACCCACGCCAAGUCACUUGGGUGGGUGGACUCAGAGGGUCAUUGGCUGACUCUGCGCUGGAAUCCAGGCCAACAAGCCCUGGAGGCCGACUCGGAGAUCAGAGGGGUCCCCACCAAGGACCUGCUGUCGCAACUGGUGCAGAUGAGACGAGGAUCCACGGAGGAAACGAUUCUACGAUUCCGCAGCUUGAGGCACCUGACCACGGGGGUCCAGGCAGAAUGGAUUCAGUUUCAAUUGGUGGUUUCCCUCAGGCCGGAGGCUGCCCCAGUUUGGUCGACACUGCAGGGCUGGAUCGGGAGUGCAGCAUGGCAUGUGCUGGGGUGUCGCUUGAGACGCGACCGACCAGCCUACGACUCUCUGGUCAACGAGCCCUGGAAUUACCAAUGA
This is a messenger RNA of Symbiodinium necroappetens, 936 nucleotides long. Lineage: Eukaryota; Dinophyceae; Suessiales; Symbiodiniaceae. The record is from the annotation of a GenBank genome assembly.